Xyrauchen texanus (razorback sucker) is the source of this 1925-nucleotide messenger RNA. Its product is annotated as thyroid transcription factor 1-associated protein 26 homolog. NCBI's taxonomy places the organism in Eukaryota, Metazoa, Chordata, Actinopteri, Cypriniformes, Catostomidae. Gene Ontology annotation, cellular component: nucleus. The coding region runs from base 121 to 915 and encodes 264 amino acids. The record is from RefSeq and is a predicted model, not a curated record. The transcript has 4 exons.
GCGAUGCUUUAUUUUAGAUUGGUAAUGCCUGCAUACGUCAUCAUUGCUCGUCUUUACACGCGAUAAGCCCUCUUGUGUGUGUACAUGCCAGUUUGAGCAAAUUUGAGGUUAGUGUUAAACAUGGCACCUGUAAGACAAAAUGUAAAAACUAAAGGACCAAUGAAGGGAAAACACUUCAAAAAUAAUUUUGCACACGGUGGUCCAUCACACGACGUCAAAAGAAAAAGAAAAUGGGUUCCGGAGAACAAAGUUUUUGAUGGUAGUUUAAAAGAGGGUCAGGGAUUUGCCUUAAGAAGGAAGGAGAAAAUAAAACAUGAAUACAACAAACUUCUUCGAAUACAGAGAAAGAAGACGCAACUGUCAAAAGUGCAUUUACAGGAGGAAUAUCCUGAGCAUCUGAAACAUCUCUACCUGGCUGAAAAAGAAAAGCUAGAGGAAGAAGAGCAGGAGAAAAAGAGUAAAAGAUGCAAAGGAAGAGCAGUGGAUGAAGAUGAGGAGGCAGAGGAAGAACUCACCGAGCCAUUUGAUUCUUCUUACACUAAGAAACAUGUCUCAAACACAACGGCCAACAUCUCUUCUUCAAACCAAUCUAAUGCUCAUGUUUCUUCUAAUGAACCAGACAUGACAGCACAGCCUGAGAGCUUCCACAAGGCCCCACUCAUCCAAAGGAAACAGAAAAACUUGUCAUCUUAUCAGAAGACAAAGCAAGAUUAUGAGAGGAUAAAGGAGGAGCGUGCACGAAAAAGAGAGGAAUUUUUGAAAGACAAAGCUCAGAGGGAGGAGGCUUUGAAAAAAUACAAGGAAAAGAAAAUGGCAACAUAUCAGUUAUUGAAAAGAAAAACCAAGAAGGGUCAGCCCAACCUCAACCUGCAGAUGGAACUGUUGCUGCAAAAGAUUCAAGCUCAGCGCAAAUAAUUUGGUAGCAAACCGUACAAUUAGACUCAAAAUUGUUUUAAAUGAUGCAUGUAACAUUUCAAAUAGUUUAAUUCAGGUUUUAAAAAGCUGUGCAGUUUUGAUGGAUGUGUAGCUACAAGGAUCUUUGCAUACCUAUUUGUCUAAAAUGGUGGCUCUAUUGAAUAUUAUUAUGCUCUACACUUUUUUUCAAUUCAAGUUGAAAGUUUACAGAAAGUUUUUUUUUUUUAGAAAACCUUAUGAUUGAAUCAAAUCUUGUGUUUGUUUGUUUAUUAGGUGUUAUAGCACUGAUAUUAAUAUCAAAAAAAUAUUAGUCAUAUACUGGUCAAAAAUUGUUUCCAAAUUCAUAUUCUUGUAAUUGCAUCAAGAUUUAAACUAAGUCCAUUUAAAUAAGCAAAAUAACUCUUUAAUUAUAUAGUUAUAUAAAAAGUUUAUAAUAACCUACCUAUGACGUUUCUCACAUGUUCAUUGAUAUUCUUCACAUCAUCACACACUUCCUGAACUCCCUCUGAUGUACAUAUAAAAGCAAAUGACAAACAAAAUUUAUUUUAUUUGCAAUUCAACUUGUAAGAUAUCUUUGAUAUAAGACAUUUAUGAUAAAGCCAUGAUGAGUUCAUUAAUGGUAUAAAUACAUUUUCAACAAUCAUUAAAAACAGAUGAGAUAAAAUAAAAGGUGAUAAAAAAUGAAGUCUGCAACUCACCCAUUACACUUUGCCACUUCUGUCUAAUAGCAAUGACAUCAUAAUUCUCUGGUGUGUAAACUACAUAUAAAUUAAGAUAUCAUUUUUUUUUUGAAGAUUGCAUUUUUAUGUAAUGAGCAUCACAUUAAAGAUAUUAUAUCAAGGUAAUAAAGAGAGAAUUUUUUUUAAAUCCAAGUUCUGUCCUGUGGUGAUGACAUAUAAAAAUGUCAUGACAUGCAUUCGCACUCAAAAAAUUGUAAACUGAAGAUUUUUUUAUUAUUAUUUUUUUACAGCCAUCAUAUCUUUAAAUACUUAAUCCUACCAUAUUAUAUA